AUGCUUUCUUAGAAAACAUUAAUCUGCCUCUCAUUCAUUUUACUCUUAACUCAAGCCUAAGUUUUACCUGGUCUUGAUUACAUCAAGAGUGGUUACGAUGGUACUAAGAUCCUCAACGAUUAAUUGGGUUAGAGCAAGUAUCCUAUUUUCUAAUUUGACCCUUCAAAUGGUGAAAACGACUACACUAUGAAUGGAAAAACUUACAAGGUCCCUAUGGCUGUCUAAGCUACUGAUCUUUCUAUCAGAAAGGAAACUCAAUGCGAAGGUAUCUUUUACUCUUUCUCUGAUUUCUAAAAGAAAUACUCUGAAUCAAUCACUUUUUCUGCUGGUUUUACUAUCUCCGAGAUCACCCCCUCUCUCAAUGUUAACCACUAAUUAGACUAAUUACACUAAGAAAUUACCUAAAAUAACAAGGCCGUUUCAGUUUCUUAAUCUUACUGGGCCAUGUAUACCUUGACUACCGCCCCUGCCUUCUUGAUGCCAUUAAAUCCUAUGUUCAAGUAAUCAUUGGAUGCCCUCAACAGAAUGGCCAGAAACCCCGCUAGCGAUACCUAAUAAACCAUUUACAACCAAGUUAUUAACUCUUUCGGUACCCACUUCGUUUCCAGCGUCGUCAUGGGAGGUGCUGCUAAAAUUUAUACCACCAUUAACUAAGGAUACAUCAAGACCCUUGACUUUGAAUAAAUUAAAACUCAAGUCACUUUAGAUGUCAACAAUUAAAUUUUCAAGUUCAAAUUCGGUUACGACUCUACUGAUAUUACUUAAAGACCAACUGAAAGUUUCAAGAAAAAUUCCGAUGAUAUCAUCGUUUUCUCUCCCGAAGUUGAUCAUUUAUAAGAUCCUAAGGCUUGGUCUACUUGGGAAUCUACAGUUCCUAUGAAACCCCAACCCGUUAACACCACUGUUUCUUACAUUUCUGAUUUGGCUUACGAAUACCCUGAAGUUCAAGCUCAUUUAAGAAAGACCAUCGAAUACUACUUAAAGAAUAAUAAACUUCCUUCUAUCGGUGAAAUUAAUAACACUGCUUGA
Tetrahymena thermophila SB210 is the source of this 1029-nucleotide messenger RNA. RefSeq names its product MAC/perforin domain protein. The record is from RefSeq and is a predicted model, not a curated record. NCBI's taxonomy places the organism in Eukaryota, Ciliophora, Oligohymenophorea, Hymenostomatida, Tetrahymenidae. The transcript has a single exon.